AUGUCAUCCAUCACACCGGUGAACCCGAAACCGUUCUUGCAGAUGCAAACAGGAAAACAAAUCCUAGUCAGACUAAAAUGGGGAAUGGAAUACAAAGGUUUCUUGGUCAGUACAGAUAAUUAUAUGAAUCUACAACUAGCAAACACAGAAGAAUUCGUUGAUGGAAAAUCAAACGGAAUGUUGGGAGAAGUUUUCAUCAGAUGCAACAACGUUCUUUGGUUACGCGAAUUGAACGAUGGAGAAGAAGGAAAAGCAGAACCAUCAUCGUAA
This is a messenger RNA of Meira miltonrushii, 270 nucleotides long. Its product is annotated as putative small nuclear ribonucleo protein F. Bases 1 to 270 code for a protein of 89 amino acids. Gene Ontology annotation, cellular component: U1 snRNP; catalytic step 2 spliceosome. Gene Ontology annotation, biological process: mRNA splicing, via spliceosome; spliceosomal snRNP assembly. The transcript has 2 exons. Lineage: Eukaryota; Fungi; Basidiomycota; Exobasidiomycetes; Exobasidiales; Brachybasidiaceae. Gene Ontology annotation, molecular function: RNA binding. The record is from RefSeq and is a predicted model, not a curated record.